GGAAAGGGAAAGGGGGAUGGGAAGUCUCUUUGUAUUUCUUCUGACGACGUGGGAUUUGCUUAUCCACGGAUCCACAAGUACGACCAUUCUUCUUCCUCUUCUUUCUUCAUCACUUCGGGAAGAAGAACUUCAAUAUUUAUGCUUUCUCCAGACAAGAACUUAAUUGAUAUCACCAGCAACUUCCAAUGGCCAAGCCGGUUUAUACUGUGAAUGCCUUGAGAAUUCUGUUCGUUGUGUUGGGUUGCUUGAUGUUGGGAAUCCUCAUCUACACUCUCUCCACCAAUGGUUCUCCAUUCCGCAGAGAGCUCUUCACACCGUGGAUGACAGCAACCUUGGUUGAUUUCUAUAUCAAUGUUAUUGCACUAGCGGCAUGGGUUGCCUACAAGGAACCAAAUUGGAUUAGUGGAGCAAUCUGGAUAAUUCUAUUAGUAUGUUUUGGAAGCAUCGCUACAUGUGCCUAUGUUGUUCUCCAACUUUUCAAGAUCUCAUCUCAAGAUCCUUUACAAGACCCUUUAUACCAUGUUUUGUUGCGGCAUUGGAACAAGAAUGAUGUCGAAAGACAUAAGACCAUCUCCUUUGUCGUGGUCGCAAGGGUUUUUUUCAGCGCAUUGGGUUGCAUGAUGUUGGGAACACUGAUUUGCACCAUAAUGAUUGAUGGCCUUCCAUUCCGCAAAGAGCUAUUGACACCAUGGAUGGAAGCAACACUGGUAGAUUUUUAUAUUAAUGUUGUGGCUAUUGCGGUUUGGAUUGCUUACAAAGAAUCGAGCUGGGUAACUGCACUCUUGUGGAUAGUUCUAUUGAUAUGUUUUGGCAGCCUCACAACAUGUGCCUUCAUAGUCUUGCAGCUUGCCCACCUCUCGUCUCAAGAUCCACUGUACCUAGUUUUGUUAAAUGAUCAUAGCAGUAAUCCAGCUAUCAUCAAGCAUGAUGCAUUUUGAACUGAGUACAGAACUUACUAAGCGGCGAUGCAAGUGUCUGUGGCUGAAGGGAUGUUGUUCCAUGGGUUGGGAGUUCUUACCUUCUAAAUGAAUCAGCUUAAUUUUGAUGGCUCCACGUCAGUGGGGAAAGAUGCCAGUAUGGUUUUAGAGCUGUUCCAAAUAAGCGAGAGCAACGCAUUUAAAUUCAGAUGAAUGUUCAACUAGUGAUCACCUAUAUAGCGAGAUAAAUCAUCUCCUGUUUGUGUAGGGGGAACUUGAUAUUUCGCUAUAGUUCAAGCGAGAAGAGUGAUAUUUCCUCAACAUUUAUUGAUACCCACUCAUUGCCAUGGAAACGUUGAUGCCCUUAUCUUUUCUAUUAGAUGCGGAUAUUAGAUUUGUUAUCUGUAAUGAACUUUGAUCAUCAAUUCAGCAUCACACUUCUGUUCA
Molecule: messenger RNA, 1364 nt
Organism: Macadamia integrifolia
Lineage: Eukaryota; Viridiplantae; Streptophyta; Magnoliopsida; Proteales; Proteaceae
Exons: 9
Coding region: 186-938 (250 amino acids)
Source: RefSeq, a predicted model, not a curated record